AACAUCAUUAUCAAGAGAUUGCAGAACCAGAACCUUUUCCCUCCAUUCUCUGCUCCUCUUCCAUUAUUCUACCUUAAUCUCUUCCCUUUUUGGUCACCCAAAACAAUAUUUCCAUUCUCUCUCUCUCUCCCCCUCUUUGCUUAUAUGUCUGUAGAAUAAUGAGUGGUCCGGUCAAGCAACAAUGAAGCUUUCAAGAGCCUAUCAUUCCCACCAUUAUUCAGCUUUUCUUUUGCUUCUUUUUGUUUCUCAGUCAUUUGGUCUAAACAGCGAUGGAAGUUUAUUGCUUUCUUUCAAAUACUCCAUUUUGAGUGAUCCUUUGUCGGUUCUUGAUAGCUGGGAUUACAAUGACGAAACUCCAUGUUUGUGGAAUGGUGUGAUUUGUGCUCAAGUUGAAGGGUCUCCUGGAAAUCCAGAUGUUUUUAGGGUUAUAAGUUUGGCCCUCCCUGAUUCCAAGCUUCUGGGUUCCAUUCCGGAGGAUUUGGGUUUUAUUCCGUAUCUUAAAACGCUUGAUCUCUCCGGGAAUUUCUUGAAUGGAACUCUGCCCUCUUCGCUUUUUAAUGCUUCGGAGCUUCAGGGGCUUAAGCUUUCCAGUAAUGCGAUUUAUGGGGGGCUUCCCGGAGGUGUUAUGAAGAGUUUGAAGGUUCUGAAUCUCUCCGAUAACGCCUUGGCCGGAGAAAUCCCGGAGGAGAUGAGUUCUUUGAAGAAUCUUAGUGUGGUUUCUUUAAGGAGUAAUUAUUUUUCAGGCGGUGUUCCGGGCGGAUUUCAGUUUGUUGAAGUCCUGGAUCUGUCUUCCAAUUUGUUGAACGGAUCUUUGCCGGAAAAGUUCGGUGGGGAGAAUCUAAAAUACUUGAAUCUCUCCUCCAACAGGCUUUCCGGUUUGCUUUCUCCGGGUUUUGCGGCGAAAAUCCCGGCGAAUGCAACUGUUGAUCUCUCGUUCAACAACCUCACCGGAGAAAUCCCGGAAUCCACGGCUCUGAACAAUCAGAAAACGGAGUUUUUCGCCGGGAACGUUGAUCUUUGCGGGAAACCGCUCAAGAAACUCUGCACAAUCCCGUCUACUCUGUCUAAUCCACCCAACGUCUCCACCAACACUUCCCCGCCAGCGAUCGCCGCCAUUCCUAAAACGUUCGGCUCAUCCCCGGUUCCAAGCUCCGGCGGAGCAGCUCAGGAUAAUAAUCAGCCACAACACGGGCUAAAACCGGGAACAAUGGCCGGAAUUGUCGUCGGAGAUUUGGCCGGAUUAGCCCUUCUGGCACUCGUCUUUCUCUACGUCUACCAGAAGAAGAAGAAAAAAGGCAACGAAGAAGAAAUCAUCAAAAAAGAUCAAAACUUCAACAAAACACCGGAAAUCUCGGUAACGGUAACAGUAAAAGAAACUACAAAAAGCCUCCCCACGUGGCCGUGCUUAACCAUAACAAACGGCGAAGAAACCGAAACUUCCGACGACGCCACCGCCUCCGACUCCGACGAUAACAGAACCGAUCAUCCGGCCAACCAAAACGCCGGCGCCGGCGCCGACGAUCACGAACUGGUCCACAAAAACAAGAAACCGAGUUCACUCGUGAUGAUCGACAGAGAAACUCAACUCGAUUUAGAGACGCUGUUAAAGGCGUCUGCAUAUAUUCUGGGCUCCAGUGGCGCCAGCAUAGUUUACAAGGCGGUUCUUGAAGACGGGACAGCUUUUGCCGUGAGGAGAAUCGGAGAGAGCGGCGUGAAGAAGAUGAAGGAAUUUGAGCAUCAAGUUAAAGCCAUUGCUAAGCUCCGGCACCCCAAUCUGGUUCGAGUCAGAGGUUUCUACUGGGGAGAAGAUGAAAAGCUUGUCAUCUAUGAUUACGUCAGCAAUGGCAGCCUAGCCAAUGUUGGUUUCAGAAAAGUGGGUUCAUCACCAUACCAUUUGCCGUUUGAAGUCCGGGUGAAGAUAGCCAAGGGAGUAGCGAAAGGGAUAGCGUUUAUCCACGACAAGAAACACGUGCAUGGCAACAUUAAACCUAGUAACGUUCUAUUGUCGCCGGAAAUGGAGCCGGCGAUCGGCGAUUUCGGGCUUCAUUGGCUACUGUACGGGAAAACCAACAACCACUGCAACAAAACCGACAACUCAUCGCGACAUUUCGGGAGCCGGCGAUCGACCCCCUCGUACGGUCUACCGGACGCACAUCCGGUUCAGUGCAGCAGCCCGUACAUCGCCCCGGCCGGGUUCAUGGGGUGCACGUCGCCGUACCACGCGCCCGAGUCGCUAAAGGAUCUGAAGCCCAGCCCGAAAUGGGACGUCUAUUCCUUCGGGAUCGUCCUGCUUGAGCUGCUGACCGGGAAAAUGUUCUCGGACCGGGAGCUGAGCCAGUGGACCGCGACCGGGUCGGUGUCGGAGAACCAGGACCGGGUUCUACGCAUGGCUGACGUGUCGAUCAGGGCUGACGUGGAGAGCAGACAGCAGUACACGCUGGCGUUGUUUAAGCUAGGGUUUGAUUGUGCUAGCUUGGAUCCAAAGAAAAGGCCUUCCAUGAAAGAUGCCCUCCACGUCAUCGACAGUAUCCCAUGCUCCUCUUCAACUUCAUACUUGUAAUGAUGAUGUUGGAACCAAAAAGUUAAUCAAAAAGAAGGCUCUCUCUCUUCUUUCUUCUUUAUUGACUAGGAAAGAUUGUGUUGCGUAAAGAGGUGGAUGAACAACCAUUAUUGUAUCUGAUGAAACUAUUUGGUUUUGGAUUUCACUAAUUAAUCACAAUCCUCCUUGUUAAUUAAUAA
This is a messenger RNA of Ipomoea triloba (trilobed morning glory), 2739 nucleotides long. RefSeq names its product probable LRR receptor-like serine/threonine-protein kinase At4g37250. Gene Ontology annotation, biological process: protein phosphorylation. The transcript has 2 exons. The coding region runs from base 182 to 2560 and encodes 792 amino acids. Gene Ontology annotation, molecular function: ATP binding; protein kinase activity; protein binding. NCBI's taxonomy places the organism in Eukaryota, Viridiplantae, Streptophyta, Magnoliopsida, Solanales, Convolvulaceae. The record is from RefSeq and is a predicted model, not a curated record.